UCAUCAACGAUACAAACUGUACACAGGUGAAUAGCUGCUCGAUCGCCAUCAGAAAAUGCUUCCAGAAUUCAUGAGUCCCUUUGAGACCCAUCAAUGCGAUCUUUUGAAAUCGAUUUGUGAUCAUCUUCUUCACGAUGAUGAUGAUGUUGUUGAGAAUGCUACAGUAUCUGUGCCGAGGAGUUCGAGCUUCAGCGAUCUUUUGCUGACGGAGGAUUGGAGUGAACUACCUCUGAGAGUCGACGACUCAGAGGAUAUGUUGGUAUAUGGCGCUUUGUGCGAUGCACUCAGUUCUGGGUGGGCGACGCCUUCGGCUUCGAAUCAAGAACUUGAUUUCGAAACCAGGACUGUUGAUAACGGCGGCAUUGGUCUGGAGGUGCAGACGAGACCGGAGAUGGUGAAGCGCGAGAUGAGAGCGCCAGUCAGGACGGUGCAUUACAGAGGAGUGAGGAGGCGGCCAUGGGGAAAAUAUGCAGCAGAGAUAAGAGACCCCAAGAAGAACGGCGCGAGGAUUUGGCUCGGGACUUACGAGCUGCCUGAGGACGCGGCAUUGGCCUAUGACCGGGCCGCUUUCAAGAUGAGAGGGUCGAAGGCCAAGCUCAACUUCCCUCACCUCAUCGGCUCGGUCGAGUAUGAGCCCGUGAGGGUCAGCCCCAAGCGUCGGUCCGCCGAGCCUAGCUCGCCGUCCAGCGAUGACGGGUUGACUGGGACGAAGAGGAGAAAGAGAGAGGUCGAUUCAGAUGCUGAGGUGUAGUUUGGAACUUCAAUCCCUUUUCCCAUUCUGGAUCUGGGCUUGUUAGGUGUGGACGAGCAAUUUUUAUUUUGAUUGUACACACUGUCUAGACAUUGUCUUCAUCAAUGAAAAGUCAAUCAGGCGAUUCUUACGUUGUGCAAA
This is a messenger RNA of Eucalyptus grandis, 892 nucleotides long. RefSeq names its product ethylene-responsive transcription factor 13. Gene Ontology annotation, biological process: ethylene-activated signaling pathway; regulation of DNA-templated transcription. The transcript has a single exon. The coding region runs from base 56 to 751 and encodes 231 amino acids. The record is from RefSeq and is a predicted model, not a curated record. Gene Ontology annotation, molecular function: DNA binding; DNA-binding transcription factor activity. NCBI's taxonomy places the organism in Eukaryota, Viridiplantae, Streptophyta, Magnoliopsida, Myrtales, Myrtaceae.